CUGCUGACACUUCCCCUCCGCCUGUGCGCCUCGGAGCCUCGGCCUGUGCGUGCGUGUGUGGCCCGGGUACGCUCCAUCCGCCAGCGCGAUCCAAGCUCCAAGCCCCGGCGCGCGCAAAACCGAAAAACCGCGCCCGUCCCGGACUUUUCGAACAGGUAACUUCUCUGCAUCGCUCUUUGCACCAGGAGGAGAGCCAGGAUGAUUCUGGCAACCCUGAAGGGCAUCGGGAAGCAGCUGCUGCGCGUGAAGGUCGUGGACUGUAACACCGAGGAGUCGCGGCUCUCGCGAUGCCUCAACACGUUCGACUUGGUGGCGCUGGGCGUGGGCAGUACCCUGGGGGCGGGGGUGUACGUGUUGGCAGGUGCAGUGGCCAGGGACAGCUCCGGACCUGCCAUCGUUUUGUCCUUCCUCAUCGCCGCCCUGGCCUCCGUGCUGGCCGGACUUUGCUACGCAGAGUUCGGAGCGAGAGUCCCCAAAACGGGCUCGGCGUACCUGUACAGCUACGUGACGGUGGGCGAGUUGUGGGCCUUCAUCACCGGCUGGAACCAUCUCUCCUACGUGAUCGGCACCUCGAGCGUGGCGAGGGCCUGGAGCGCCACGUUCGAUGAGCUGAUUGGACAUCACAUCGAGACGUUCUGCAGACAGCACAUGAGCAUAAACGCCCCGGGGUUGGCAGAAUAUCCAGACAUGUUCGCGGUCGUCAUCAUCCUCACGUUAACAGGGCUGCUUGCGUUCGGAGUGAAGGAGUCGGCCUUGGUCAACAAAGUGUUCACCUGUAUCAACGUGCUGGUGCUGCUGUUCGUGGUCAUCUCAGGCCUGGUCAAAGGAGACCUGAAAAAUUGGAGGAUCAACCCAGAAGAAAUCCUCAACGGGACCAGCCACAACUUCAGCUCAAAUAUUUCCAGUGUGUUGCCCACAGUGGAGAACCUGGGUCAGGGGGGCUUCAUGCCUUUCGGUCUACAGGGAGUGUUGUCUGGAGCUGCCACCUGCUUCUACGCCUUUGUGGGCUUUGACUGCAUCGCCACCACAGGGGAGGAGGUGAAGAACCCUCAGAGGGCCAUUCCCAUCGGCAUCGUGGCGUCUCUCCUCAUCUGCUUCGUGGCGUACUUUGGCGUGUCGGCGGCCCUCACCGUGAUGAUGCCGUACUACUUGCUGGACAAGAACAGCCCUCUGCCCGUCGCCUUCAAGUAUGUGGGCUGGGAGGGGGCGACGUACGCUGUGGCCAUCGGCUCUCUGUGCGCGCUCUCCACCAGUCUACUAGGCUCAAUGUUCCCAAUGCCCCGUGUGAUCUGGGCCAUGGCAGAGGAUGGCCUGCUCUUCAAAUGUCUGGCUAAAAUCAGCUCACGAACCAAAACCCCCCUAACAGCCACAGUGGCCUCUGGUGUGGUGGCAGCGGUGAUGGCUUUCCUGUUUGACCUGAAGGACCUGGUGGACCUGAUGUCCAUUGGCACUCUGCUGGCCUACACACUGGUGGCUGCCUGUGUGCUGGUGCUCAGGUACCAGCCCGAGCAGCCCAGUUUGGCUUACGAGAUGGCCAACACGCAGGAGGAGGCGGACGGGGCGGAGUCUGUGUCGGAGGGCUUGGCGGACAUGUUGCCUGACGACGGCCUCACGCUCAAGAACCUCCUCUCUCCUCCGAACCACGAGCCCUCGCGCCAGUCCGGAUCUGUGGUCAACAUCAGCACCAGUUUGCUAGGCGUAUUGGUGUGUAUCUUUGGGAUUGUGGCGGUCCAAGGAGGAGUAGCUCACUGGUCUUUGGCUCUCCUCUGUAUCAUCUUCGUCAUCUGCCUCAUCAUCACUUUAAUCGUCUGGAGGCAGCCACAGAGCAAAGUAAAAGUGGCUUUCAAGGUGCCUUUACUGCCUCUUGUGCCAGUCACCAGCAUGUUCAUUAACGUGUACCUCAUGAUGCAGCUAGACAAAGGCACGUGGAUACGCUUUGCCAUAUGGAUGGCCAUUGGUUUAGUCAUCUACUUUGGCUAUGGCCUUCGGAACAGCACCGAAGCAGCUCUGUCCAAGUCAGACUCAUGUGGACUGUCCAGUGCAAUAACAGGAGAGCCCAUGUCCACAGAGAAAGAAGCUUUCCUGCAUGACAUCCCCAAUGGCAUCGGAGAGGACGAUGAAGAGUCAUAAUCAAGCAGAAAUAACGUCACACACAGUUUCUAUGAACAAAUAUCGGUAAAGAUGUUUUUUAAAAAAAAAAAAGGGCUACUAAAAAUAAUUAUUUAAAACACACUUGAAUGUUCCUCUCAUACCUAUAGCAUUAAAUUUAUUUUUUGCACUUUUUCCUAAUUGGACUAUGAGCAAAAGCACACUUUUUAUAAAACCUGUGUUUCUUAUAUUUAUUGUGAAAAGUUGUUUUGAAUUCAUUACCCACGACUGUCUUGAGUGUCUUUGUAUUUGGUCCAUGUAUUUAGGUUUUAGUUGUUUCUAAAGCCUUAUUUAAAAAUAUUUAAAUUUUAUCUGCUGUGAGGUUCUGUAUCCAAGAGUAUUUUUCUGGUCAUUCUCGUAGGAGAGUGUACAUCCGUUACGCAGUUUGUUUACUUCAGGUAGCCUACAUUUGAGCUCGUAUUACUGAUGUGAGGAUACCUAACACUACAUUAACGUCCCAAACAUCGGGUCACUGUUAACUAACAAAAUGGCAGCUUGUCUUCAUUGUUACUAGUCAAAUAUUUUACAAAACUGUAAAACUAUUAUAUAAAAACUAAUAGUAACAAAAUAGAACUCCUAAAGAUGUACAGUACUGAUGUACAGACACAUGCUCUCGGUGAAACAUGAGCAGAUCAUGCUGAGAUUGGACUUUCACAGUUGAGCUCUGAAAAAGCUCGAACACAGAAUGUAGGACCUGAUCACUUUGUCUUCCAUGCAGAUUUACUGACAUAUUGAAACAUUUUAAACCAAAGAAAUUGAGCUGCUAUUCUACACAAAACCUUUGUUCAAGUGUCAAGUGCCUAAAGCAGAAUGAGAACAUAUCCGUCGUCACCUGGUGGAGUGUGUAAAUAUGAAACAAUACGCUGUCAUGUCUGUUAUGUAUUGUUUGUAGAUAUGCUGCUUUAUUAUUAAUGCCAUUGCGUUUGCUUUGCCAAGGUACGAUUGUAUUCACUCAUUUUCUUAUUAGGAUGAAACAAUAGAUGGAAACAACAGAAACACUCAUAACUAGAAUAAACAGAGCCAGUCUAGAGUAAUGCAUUAUUCAUGUAAAUGCAGAUUAAAUCUUACGUUUUUAGCCUUGUAAAAAAGAUCUGAUGAAAUGUUUCUUUUUUGCACAUCUGCAGCUUCCUGUAAAUACAUUUAGUUUUUUGCUUAGUGACAAGAUGAUUUGAUGUGAACAUGUAAAUUCAGACUCACUCAGAUUCAGACACACACCUGCAGGGGCGAGUAAACUGUUCCUUGUUGUCGUCCCAUUUAAAGUUGGGACUGCAGUGAAGCCUAUAGAAUAUGUCAGUGCAGUUUGUUGUUUUUAGAGUUUGUUACUGAAUUUGUGCUGUUACUGAAGCUUUCAUUUUUACUUGUAAAAAUGUGUCUCUAUUGAUUUGAUUAUGGGACCCAAUAUUCACAAUUAUUGUACCUUAACAUUCAAAAAUGAUGUUUGACAACAUUUUUAAAAUGAAUUACAACAAACCCAGUUGAAAAUCCGCCUCUAUUUUGUUUAUUUUGAAUAUAUUGUGCUUCCUAUUGGAUUUCUAACGAGAAGGCCCACUUGUCGGCUUGUUUCUGUUGAUGUAAAUGUCAUUGUAAAUAAAGCUUUUGCGACAUG
This is a messenger RNA of Boleophthalmus pectinirostris (great blue-spotted mudskipper), 3754 nucleotides long. Its product is annotated as high affinity cationic amino acid transporter 1-like. Lineage: Eukaryota; Metazoa; Chordata; Actinopteri; Gobiiformes; Gobiidae. Gene Ontology annotation, cellular component: plasma membrane. Gene Ontology annotation, biological process: amino acid transport; transmembrane transport. The record is from RefSeq and is a predicted model, not a curated record. Gene Ontology annotation, molecular function: amino acid transmembrane transporter activity.